CAGCACAGCGAUGAAUAUCAAGAUCGGAAUCGUAUUUUUGCAGUUGUUAAUACCAAGUUAUGGAUAUUUUGAAUUAGCUUGUGACUCUGCAAAUCCUUCAGCACAGACAGAUUUGACGUGUGUUUGCCGACGAACAGUUGGAAGUGGCAUUAAAUGGUUUUUCAAUGGAAAUUCAAUAUCAGACUGUUUCCUUAACUCGGGCUGUUUGCCACAGCCUAUUGGUUAUACAAUUUCAAUAAACGUGUCAGAGUUUGCUUACGAGAUGACAAAAAGCGCUUACGAUUACAAUGACUGUACUCAGAUAAAUUGUACAGACGCUAGUAAUACAAGAGUACAGCUAAUGGUAGUCCCAGGUGCUAUCAACUUUGAUCCAUCAAAUCUUUCACCGAUUUCAGAGCCAACUAUAAGCCAUUCUAACGGUAACUUUUCGAUAUCAACAGGCUGUAUUUCCGGAUAUACUGACGUGACGUGCGAGUGGUAUACUGUUUACAAUGAAGUCCAAGAAAAGUAUACUAAUGGCCAAUUUGCUUUCAACGAGAACGACAGCUCUGGAUGUUCAAAUUGCAAUGAUGACGUAAAUGCAAGAAAAACAUGUGGGUUUUAUCACAUAGAGGCAUCUGGAAAUGAAACAAAAAAUGUUAACUUCAGAGUUGUAUUGACUCAUACACCGACCAAUUUAAAAUGGGAAGUAAAUUCAAGUCAUGUUUAUACAGUAAAGAUACAGUAAAACAGAGAUGCAAACAAGUAUCCCGCUUUACGAAAUCGAUCAAUCAGAAAACUAUUAAUUACAAUCGUAAAUAGAACGAUGAUUCCCGUUUUCCUUUUCUUUUCGUGAUUGAUUAUCUGUGAUUACAUGUAUGUCUAUCUAUCUUCGGCCUAAAAUGAAAACUGCGAGACAGCGUUUUAUAGAAUGGCCAAAGCACUUUAUAUAUAAAAUUUUCACCAGAAUAAGACCCUGUCAGUAACUAAAAUUUAAGACAGCGAUUCGCAAAGAAAAUUAUAUUAGUAGCGAAACUCGUAAAAUUGUUAUUCAUAUUAAAUCAUACAACUAAAUGUACAGUUUGAGUAUUCUUCACAUGGAACAUUUAUAAAGUUCUUUCUGUAUUGGUAAUAGGUUUUAUGCCCAA
Messenger RNA from Ruditapes philippinarum (Manila clam), 1127 nucleotides. RefSeq lists its product as uncharacterized. Bases 11 to 727 code for a protein of 238 amino acids. The record is from RefSeq and is a predicted model, not a curated record. NCBI's taxonomy places the organism in Eukaryota, Metazoa, Mollusca, Bivalvia, Venerida, Veneridae. The transcript has 5 exons.